Messenger RNA from Seriola dumerili (greater amberjack), 1794 nucleotides. It is a transcript of the gene igf2bp1, whose product is annotated as insulin-like growth factor 2 mRNA-binding protein 1. The coding region runs from base 1 to 1794 and encodes 597 amino acids. Gene Ontology annotation, molecular function: mRNA 3'-UTR binding. The transcript is spliced from 15 exons. Gene Ontology annotation, cellular component: nucleus; cytoplasm; cytosol. Gene Ontology annotation, biological process: nervous system development; regulation of gene expression. The record is from RefSeq and is a predicted model, not a curated record. NCBI's taxonomy places the organism in Eukaryota, Metazoa, Chordata, Actinopteri, Carangiformes, Carangidae.
AUGCACAAGCUAUACAUUGGGAAUCUAGGCGACAGCGUUACUGCCGAGGACUUAGGAAAAACCUUUGACGACCACAAGAUCCCAUACUCCGGACAGUUUCUAAUGAAAACCGGCUAUGCGUUUGUGGAUUGUCCGGACGAUCAGUGGGCCAUGAAGGCAAUCGAGACGUUUUCUGGUAAAGUGGAGCUUCAUGGGAAACGCAUUGAGGUCGAGCACUCCGUCCCCAAGAAGCAAAGGACCAGGAAACUGCAGAUCAGAAACAUCCCACCUCACCUACAGUGGGAGGUGCUGGAUGGUCUGUUGGCCCAGUGUGGGACUGUAGAGAACUGUGAACAAGUGAACACAGACAGUGAGACUGCAGUGGUUAAUGUCACAUAUGCAUCCAGGGAGCACGCCAGGCAAGCCAUCCAGAAGCUGAACGGAUACCAGUUUGAGAACAACGCCUUGCGCGUCUCCUACAUCCCCGACGACAUCUCUGAGCUGGAAGGUCAGCGGGGGCCAGACAAUGGCCGUCGCCCUGGCUACGGGCCUCGCGGGCCCCGUGGUGGGUCCCCGAGCUCCGGGAUGCCCUCCAAACCGCCGCACGCCGACAUCCCUCUGAGGCUGCUGGUGCCCACACAGUACGUCGGAGCCAUCAUCGGCAAGGAGGGGGCCACCAUCCGCAACAUCACCAAGCAGACGCAGAGCAAGAUUGAUGUUCACCGUAAAGAGAACGCAGGUGCUGCUGAGAAGCCGAUCAGCAUCCACUCCACCCCCGAGGGCUGCUCCGCUGCCUGCCGCAUGAUCCUGGACAUUAUGCACCAGGAGGCUAAAGACACCAAAACAGCUGAUGAGGUUCCUCUGAAGAUUCUGGCUCACAACAACUUUGUGGGACGCCUCAUUGGGAAGGAGGGACGCAACCUGAAGAAAGUCGAGCAGGACACAGACACCAAGAUCACCAUCUCCCCGCUCCAGGACCUGACGCUGUACAAUCCAGAGAGAACCAUCACAGUGAAAGGCUCUAUUGAAGCCUGCUGCCUGGCCGAGGUGGAGAUCAUGAAGAAGGUCAGGGAGGCCUACGAGAAUGACAUUGCUGCUAUGAAUCAACAGACCCACCUGAUCCCUGGUCUCAACUUAGGUGCUCUGGGCCUCUUCCCCUCUUCCUCCAACAUGCCCCCACCCCCACCUGGAAAUGCUGUCUCUGGUGCCCCCUAUGGCUGUUUUGGGGCUCCAGAGCAGGAGACGGUCCACGUCUACAUCCCAGCGCAGGCUGUGGGAGCCAUCAUCGGAAAGAAGGGACAGCACAUCAAACAGCUGAGCCGCUUCGCCGGGGCCUCCAUCAAGAUCGCCCCAGCUGAAACUCCAGACUCUAAAAUGAGGAUGGUGAUUGUGACAGGACCCCCUGAGGCUCAGUUUAAGGCUCAGGGCAGAAUCUAUGGCAAACUGAAGGAGGAGAACUUCUUCGGGCCGAAGGAGGAGGUCAAACUGGAGACUCACAUCAAGAUGGCUGCCGCCGCUGCAGGGAGGGUCAUUGGAAAAGGAGGCAAGACAGUGAACGAGCUGCAGAACCUGACAGCAGCUGAGGUGGUGGUCCCCAGGGAACAGACGCCUGAUGAAAACGACCAGGUCAUCGUCAAGAUCAACGGACAUUUCUAUGCCAGCCAGCUGGCUCAGAGGAAGAUCCGGGACAUCCUGACCCAGGUCAAACAGCCACAGAAAGGCGGGAUGGGCCCCAGCCCUAAUCCCCAGGGCUUCACAGAGAUGGGCAGUCCUACACAGGGUCUGACUCAGGAGCACCAGCCACGCAGGAAGUGA